AUGUACUUUUCUGAUAAUGAGCUAGAGAGUUUCUAAGCUGCUGAUGGAAUGCAAGGGCAAUCUUAUUUACACAUAUACUUGUUCAUGAGCUCUGGCAGGUCCUUAUCUAACUGUGGAACAUAGCUGAACACGUAGGAUUCCAUUUUGUUUGAAAGCCUGUCAAAAGGUUAGUUGCUACAAUACUAGUCCAAAUAGCUCUUUGAACUAAAAGUAAAAACUAGCAUGCCUAGGCCUAUCCCUAUGAAAAGCAAUGUACCCAAAAAUGAAUAAACCGUAUAGAGAAACAAGGACUUGCACCCUCUUGAAUUAAUUACGCAAAACCCGAGACAAGAGAAAAUUAUAGCAAUACCACUAAGUACCAAAGUGCCAUAGUACAUUCCAUUCUUGAAUUAAUCUGCUUUUUGA
Stylonychia lemnae is the source of this 405-nucleotide messenger RNA. The record is from the annotation of a GenBank genome assembly. Lineage: Eukaryota; Ciliophora; Spirotrichea; Sporadotrichida; Oxytrichidae.